This is a messenger RNA of Aspergillus fischeri NRRL 181, 1320 nucleotides long. RefSeq names its product endonuclease/exonuclease/phosphatase family protein. The transcript has 5 exons. The record is from RefSeq and is a predicted model, not a curated record. Gene Ontology annotation, molecular function: sphingomyelin phosphodiesterase activity. Bases 1 to 1320 code for a protein of 439 amino acids. Gene Ontology annotation, cellular component: cytoplasm. Lineage: Eukaryota; Fungi; Ascomycota; Eurotiomycetes; Eurotiales; Aspergillaceae.
AUGCGACCUUUUCAUCUUCUCCUUGCAGCAGGCAUUCCUGCCCUGGCUGCCACAGCUGGCGAGUUCAACAUCCUCUCCUUCAACGUCGCAGGUCUGCCCGCCAUCCUGAACGGCAACGAGGUUCCAGGCGACAAGACCGACAACUCUCGUCAGAUUGGUAAGAAAUUCGCCGAGUACGGAUACGACGUUAUCCAUGUGCAGGAGGACUUCAACUACCACGCGUACAUCUACGAAACCGACAACCAUCCCUACCGCACUCCCACCUCUGGCGGCGCGGCGAUCGGUUCCGGCUUGAAUACGCUGUCCAACUUUCAAUUCACCAACUUUGUGCGGACCAAAUGGGGGACGUGCUCUAAUGCCGAGGGGGCAGACUGUCUGACUCCCAAGGGAUUCACCUCGAUGCGGGUGCGCGUCGACGAGGGCGUAUAUGUGGAUUUCUACAAUCUCCACGCUGACGCCGGAUCAAAGGACGACGAUGUUAAGGCUCGCAGCGCCAACCUGCAGCAGCUGGCCGAUUACAUCAAGGUCAACUCGGUCGGCAAUGCGGUGCUGGUGUUUGGCGACACCAAUGCGCGGUAUACAAGGUCCGGCGACAAUAUCCGUGUCUUCCAGACGCAGAAUGGCAUGGUCAACCCGUGGGUGGAGCUGAUUCUCAAGGGAGCUGAGCCGGCCGAGGGGAGCAAUGCCUUGAUCUGCCAGAAUCCUAGCACAACCAACGACUGUGAAACUGUCGAUAAGAUCUUCUACCGGGGAAGCCGUGCGGCCGAUCUAAAGGCCGUCUUCUGGAACUACGAGAGCAACAAGUUCCUCAGCGACAAGGGAACGAUCCUCUCCGAUCACAAUCCCAUCACGACAAACUUUACCUGGACCAUGUCCAAUUCCUUCCGCCAGAGUGACCUCUUCGGUGGACCCCACGGAACCUGGUUCAACGAUCUCGACUCCCUCCCCACCGCUUUCACCGGCCAGAACAAACCAAGCAAGAUCUCCCUGCGCGGUGCCGAGCGCCUCGACAGCGUCGGUCUCACCGUGACCUCUGGCAAGAGCUACACUCACGGUGGCACCGGGGGUAAGCUCUCGGAACUCACGCUCGCGGCGAACGAGUACUGGACCAAGGCGAAGCUGUGCCAGGGGCAGUACAGCGGCCACACGCGCAACUUUUACCUGCUGGCUACGACGAGCACCGGCCGGACGGUGAGUGCGGGGACGGCGACGUCGGACUGCAAGGAGUUCACAGCGGCGCAGGGAUGGCAGAUUGUGGGAUUCUACGGGCAGGAUGGGGACGAGAUUGAUCAGCUGGGAUUUAUCUACGGGUUGAUUUAG